AUGUCUAUUCAACCAGGAAAAUACAGAAUUACCACUAACCUUGACCGUAAACGGGCCAUCGGCGUCGAUCCCAUGACCCGCGACGCGCACAAGCGCGUCAUUGUUGUACCUGAGGACUUCCCAAUGCAGGCUAGCCUGUGGAGAGUAGACAAGACUGAAGAAGAGGGUGUCUAUUUCCUGUCCGUCCUGGGAGCCGACGCCAUGGAUACGGAUGCUAAAGUAUUUGCGAAUUACGGAGUUUACUCGCAAAAGUGGCAGAUUCGCCUCAACUCUCAUCCCGAUGGUCACUUCAUCCAGCGUGUCGACAACAACCUGACCUGGUUCCUUCCCAACGCAAAUGAUUUUACUCAGGAAUGGCAGGGAUCUUCCCUUCCGUUAUCCUCUGACUGA
This is a messenger RNA of Pisolithus orientalis, 390 nucleotides long. RefSeq lists its product as uncharacterized. NCBI's taxonomy places the organism in Eukaryota, Fungi, Basidiomycota, Agaricomycetes, Boletales, Pisolithaceae. Bases 1 to 390 code for a protein of 129 amino acids. The transcript has 3 exons. Gene Ontology annotation, molecular function: serine-type endopeptidase inhibitor activity. The record is from RefSeq and is a predicted model, not a curated record.